Molecule: messenger RNA, 2763 nt
Organism: Closterium sp. Naga37s-1
Lineage: Eukaryota; Viridiplantae; Streptophyta; Zygnematophyceae; Desmidiales; Closteriaceae
Source: the annotation of a GenBank genome assembly
AUGACGUGUUUCACGCGUGGAUCUAGUGUGGCGUGGCGGGGUGGGGUCAUACCUGGUGGUGCGAUCAUCAUUGGGGAAGCGCUAAGCUGCUCGGCUGCUGUAAAAUCCCUCAUGCCAUCCCACCAUCUCUGCUCCUCAUCCCAUCCCACCAUCUCUGCUCCUCAUCCCAUCCCACCGUCUCUGCUCCUCAUCCCAUCCCACCAUCUCUCCUCCUCAUCCCAUCCCACCAUCUCUGCUCCUCAUCCCAUCCCACCAUCUCUGCUCCUCAUCCCAUCCCACCGUCUCUGCUCCUCAUCCCAUCCCACCAUCUCUGCUCCUCAUCCCAUCCCACCAUCUCUGCUCCUCAUCCCAUCCCACCAUCUCUGCUCCUCAUCCCAUCCCACCAUCUCUGCUCCUCAUCCCAUCCCACCAUCUCUGCUCCUCAUCCCAUCCCACCAUCUCUGCUCCUCAUCCCAUCCCACCAUCUCUGCUCCUCAUCCCAUCCCACCAUCUCUCCUCCUCAUCCCAUCCCACCAUCUCUGCUCCUCAUCCCAUCCCACCAUCUCUGCUCCUCAUCCCAUCCCACCAUCUCUGCUCCUCAUCCCAUCCCACCAUCUCUGCUCCUCAUCCCAUCCCACCAUCUCUGCUCCUCAUCCCAUCCCACCAUCUCUGCUCCUCAUCCCAUCCCACCAUCUCUGCUCCUCAUCCCAUCCCACCAUCUCUGCUCCUCAUCCCAUCCCACCAUCUCUGCUCCUCAUCCCAUCCCACCAUCUCUGCUCCUCAUCCCAUUUCACCAUCUCUGCUCCUCAUCCCAUCCCACCAUCUCUGCUCCUCAUCCCAUCCCACCAUCUCUGCUCCUCAUCCCAUCCCACCAUCUCUCCUCCUCAUCCCAUCCCACCAUCUCUGCUCCUCAUCUCAUCCCACCAUCUCUGCUCCUCAUCCCAUCCCACCAUCUCUGCUCCUCAUCCCAUCCCACCAUCUCUUAUCCUCAUACCAUCCCACCAUCUCUUAUCCUCAUACCAUCCCACCAUCUCUGCUCCUCAUCCCAUCCCACCAUCUCUGCUCCUCAUCCCAUCCCACCAUCUCUGCUCCUCAUCCCAUCCCACCAUCUCUGCUCCUCAUCCCAUCCCACCAUCUCUGCUCCUCAUCCCAUCCCACCGUCUCUGCUCCUCAUCCCAUCCCACCGUCUCUGCUCCUCAUCCCAUCCCGCCAUCUCUGCUCCUCAUCCCAUCCCACCAUCUCUGCUCCUCAUCCCAUCCAACCAUCUCUGCUCCUCAUCCCAUUCCACCAUCUCUGCUCCUCAUCCCAUCCCACCAUCUCUGCUCCUCAUCCCAUCCCACCAUCUCUGCUCCUCAUCCCAUCCCACCAUCUCUGCUCCUCAUCCCAUCCCACCAUCUCUGCUCCUCAUCCCAUCCCACCAUCUCUGCUCCUCAUCCCAUCCCACCAUCUCUGCUCCUCAUCCCAUCCCACCAUCUCUCCUCCUCAUCCCAUCCCACCAUCUCUGCUCCUCAUCCCACCCCUCCAUCUCUGCUCCUCAUCCCAUCCCACCAUCUCUGCUCCUCAUCCCAUCCCACCAUCUCUGCUCCUCAUCCCACCCCUCCAUCUCUGCUCCUCAUCCCAUCCCACCAUCUCUGCUCCUCAUCCCAUCCCUCCAUCUCUGCUCCUCAUCCCAUCCCACCAACUCUGCUCCUCAUCCCAUCCCACCAUCUCUGCUCCUCAUCCCAUCCCACUAUCUCUCCUCCUCAUCCCAUCCCACCAUCUCUCCUCCUCAUCCCAUCCCACCAUCUCUGCUCCUCAUCCCAUCCCACCAUCUCUGCUCCUCAUCCCAUCCCACCAUCUCUGCUCCUCAUCCCAUCCCACCAUCUCUGCUCCUCAUCCCAUCCCCCCAUCUCUGCUCCUCAUCCCAUCCCACCAUCUCUGCUCCUCAUCCCAUCCCACCAUCUCUGCUCCUCAUCCCAUCCCACCAUCUCUCCUCCUCAUCCCAUCCCACCAUCUCUGCUCCUCAUCCCAUCCCACCAUCUCUGCUCCUCAUCCCAUCCCACCAUCUCUGCUCCUCAUCCCAUCCCACCAUCUCUGCUCCUCAUCCCAUCCCACCAUCUCUGCUCCUCAUCCCAUCCCACCAUCUCUGCUCCUCAUCCCAUCCCACCAUCUCUGCUUAUCAUCCCAUCCCACCAUCUCUGCUCCUCAUCCCAUCCCACCAUCUCUGCUCCUCAUCCCAUCCCACCAUCUCUGCUCCUCAUCCCAUCCCCCCAUCUCUGCUCCUCAUCCCAUCCCACCAUCUCUGCUCCUCAUCCCAUCCCACCAUCUCUGCUCCUCAUCCCAUCCCACCAUCUCUCCUCCUCAUCCCGUCCCACCAUCUCUGCUCCUCAUCCCAUCCCACCAUCUCUGCUCCUCAUCCCAUCCCACCAUCUCUGCUCCUCAUCCCAUCCCACCAUCUCUGCUCCUCAUCUUAUCCCACCAUCUCUGCUCCUCAUCCCAUCCCACCAUCUCUGCUCCUCAUCCCAUCCCACCAUCUCUGCUCCUCAUCCCAUCCCACCAUCUCUGCUCCUCAUCCCAUCCCACCAUCUCUGCUCCUCAUCCCAUCCCACCAUCUCUGCUCCUCAUCCCAUCCCACCAUCUCUGCUCCUCAUCCCAUCCCACCAUCUCUGCUCCUCAUCCCAUCCCACCAUCUCUGCUCCUCAUCCCAUCCCACCAUCUCUGCUCCUCAUCCCAUCUCAUCCCAUCCCAUCUCAUCCCAUCCCAUGCCAUGUGACUGUUGUGAUGGUUCAGCCUGCAAAAGGUUAG